AUGGGUUCAUCUCUUUUAUGGUUCGAGAAUUGGAUAGGAUUAGAUUUAGCUGAGUAUAUUCAACAUAAUAUAAAGCCUCCAGUUCAUGAUGGGAUGUUGGAUGUACCUGUGUGGAAGCUUGAACUAAGAGGUGAAUUUAGUGCUAAGUCUGCAUGGGACUAUAUGAGGAGAAGAAGAGAUCCAAGCACUGCAUAUAGGAAUAUAUGGACAAAGGGGAUGUCAUUCAAAGUAUCAUUCUUCAUGUGGAAGGUUUGGAAGAAUAAAUUGCCAUUGGAUGAUUUCUUCAAAAGAAAAGUGUGGCAUUAUUUUCUAGCAGCUGCAGGAAUUGCCGUGGAAGGAUUGACUUUCUAUCAAGCUAUUAUGAAAUGUUGGACCGUACAGGCUAUUCCAAGGGUGAUAUACCAGAUCUCAACAAUGCUUCAAUUACUGGUGAAAUAUAGGAAACCAAGCAUGCAGAAUAUCCCACACAAAUGGCCAGAUUUAGUAAGCAUGAUGAAGCAGUAUACUCCUAAGUUGAAAUAUACUAAAGUGCUAUGGGAACUUCCUGAGCAAGGUUGGAUAAAAGAUAAUACAGAUGGUGCAUCGAGAGGCAACCCAGGGAGGAGUUCAUUUGGCUAUGUUCUGAGAAAUGAGGAAGGGAAUAUUGUCUAUGCAUGUGGCAAAGAGAUCCAAGAAGGAACAAAUACAGAAGCCGAAGUGAAGGCCAUUUUAGAAGCUUUGAAGUAUUGUGUGGACAAUGACUACAUACUCAUCGACAUGCAUACAAACUCGAUGAUAAUCAAGAAUGUGUUACAAGGGGUGUGGUCUAUACCAUGGACAAUUGCAACUGAAGUGAGGGCCAUUUUAGAACUAAUGGAAAGGUGCAAUUUGAAGCUCUCACACACACUCAGGGAAGGCAACCAACUAGCAGAUCACAUUGCUAAUUAUGCCUUAGAUGCAGGACCAAUGGAAUGUCACUCUUUCUGCGAUUUGGAUGUGAAGGGGAAGAAAAUUGUGAAUAGUGAUAAAUUACAACGCCAUAUUUAA
This is a messenger RNA of Nicotiana tabacum (common tobacco), 1026 nucleotides long. NCBI's taxonomy places the organism in Eukaryota, Viridiplantae, Streptophyta, Magnoliopsida, Solanales, Solanaceae. The record is from RefSeq and is a predicted model, not a curated record.